CGUAUCAGCGACGUGUGAAUAGGGGUGGUCAUUAACAGUGAAGAGGGGAAGGCCUUCCUCAAUCUAUUUGUUUUUUCUUUCCUCGCACUCUCACUCGUACUUAACAUCGCCAUUAUCGUAUUUAACCUGUGUCGGCGGACAGCUGGCUGUUUUUCUAAGCUUUUUAGGGUCGAGUGAGACACCGGGACGCCCCCCUCUUUUCGUUCGUCGGUCGUAACGUCCGAACGUCCAGCUGAUUGCUUCGAGUGCCGUUCAAUUAUUCCAGUUUAAACUGAGCCGUUUUGUUUGACUUAACUGAUGUUUUUUUGAGGCCGAAAAGGGCCGAGUUCGCCACCUUUUUCUCGCCGACUCGUGGACUUUAAAAGAAAGAGGACGUUUAUCUUUUUGUCUAACUUGAGCGUGGAUCGUUUUUCUUAUUAAACGACCAGGCCCCGGACUCAUCCCCAACCUCGCGUUUCCUUAUCGUUUUUUUUGUGUGUUGGAAGUCAUGGGAGACACCAGUGAACGAAGCAAACCUCCGAGUCUACCUCCCCGAUGUCCCUGUGGAUUUUGGGGUAGGCUGGCUUACUAUGCAGCCAUGACUGAAACAGGUGACUGCCAGAGGCCUUUGCAGGACCUAACUCUGUCCAGUGAAACCAUGAAUCUCUGCUCCAAAUGUUUUGCCGACAUCCAGAAGAAGCAGCCAGGCGAGGACUGCACCUCUAAGCCUAUCCAAAGCACUGGGAGUAGCCAAUCGCCAGUUUUCAGUAGUGAGACGAGCAGUAGCAGUAGCCAAUCCCUAUUGUCGUCGCCGGCCUCUAGCUCCGAGCAGCCGUCAGCCGAAGAGCCCUCGCCCACGUUUCCCAGCACGAGGGAAGGCACGUCGUCCACAGAAACAGCCCAAGGCACACUCUGCACACCCACAAAACGUCCACGAGAAUCAGCGUCGGGCUCGGAGAGCGAGGCGACGCCGGAGAAGCGGCCACGGACAGACGAGAAGGAGGGGGGCGGCGAGGAGGCCCGCGGGACGCCCAAGCAGAAGAACCGUCGGCGCUGCUUUCGCUGCCAAACCAAACUAGAGCUGGUGCAGCAGGAACUGGGCUCCUGCCGCUGUGGCUAUGUGUUCUGCAUGCUUCACCGUCUCCCCGAGCAGCACGACUGUCUGUUCGACCAUCUGGGCCGCGGGCGCGAGGAGGCCGUCCUCAAGAUGGUGAAGCUGGACCGCAAGGUGGGCCGCUCGUGCCAACGCAUCGGGGAGGAGUGCUCCUGAUUGGCCGCGCACCGUGACCGGCCAGCCAGUUGAAGAUGAGGCGCUUAGGAGGAGGAGGAGAUGGUGGAGAAAGGAGAA
Messenger RNA from Perca fluviatilis (European perch), 1327 nucleotides. It is a transcript of the gene zfand3, whose product is annotated as zinc finger, AN1-type domain 3. NCBI's taxonomy places the organism in Eukaryota, Metazoa, Chordata, Actinopteri, Perciformes, Percidae. Gene Ontology annotation, molecular function: zinc ion binding; DNA binding. The transcript is spliced from 7 exons. The record is from RefSeq and is a predicted model, not a curated record. The coding region runs from base 488 to 1249 and encodes 253 amino acids.